AGAAGAGAAACAAUAUGGCGCCCGUCACAGAAGAAAUACGUUCAUCGUUUUUAUAAAAAAACAAAACAAUUACCACAACUACACGAGAGCGCAGAAAGUGGAUAAACGUUGAAAAGUGAAACGUUUGUAUUUUCCACAACUAUUUGUGGUCUUCUCCGUUGUAUUUUAUUUUACUUUUAUUUUUUUCUGCGAGAAGGCAGAAGACAGAAAGCUAAGCUAACCUAAUGUUGUAGUAUGAAAUCAAAUCGAAUUUAGCCCCCAUCCCACCUGAAACAAAAAGACAGCGCUUAGACUAUUUGUGUUGGUCCAAACUCAAAAGUCGAAGCUUGCUUGGAAGCUGCGAACCAAACCAGACGCGGAAGUUCUCCCGUGAAGUAUUGCUACUGUGUGGGGAGACAAAAUGUGUAAAGUCCGGAUGCUGAGAGCUUUGUUGAAUCAGCGACUAAGUGCCGCUGUGGAAGAAAUUCUUGUGGCGGUUGAAACAACUAUCGCCGAGUACGAGGAGGAGCUUUGUCGAUCCAAAGAGGAGAUCGAGCGACAACGACAACUGCUCGACGCCGUUUUCAAGUCUCCACUUGAAGUUGGACUACACCAAGCAGGUGUUUCCCCUGAGCAUCGGCAGCAUGAACCCGAAUCCCAUUCCGUGAAAGAAGAGGAAGAAGAAGAAAAGCAGGAGCACUUCCCCAGCGUUGGGCCGGAGCAGCAGCGUGAAGCCGAGCUCCUCCGAGUUAAAGAAGAAAAGAAAGAAGAAGAAGAGGAGGACGAGGAGGAGGAAGUGCAAGUGAGAGAGCAGUUGGAGCCGCUCACAGAGUUGCCAGGCCAGAGGAAACAAGGCACCAAGAGGAAGGCGACGAGCCCUCGGGACACUUCUGGGCAAGUCGUGAACAUUUUUGGCGAUGAGGAACUCCCGUCGCUUUGGGAAGACUGUGCGGAGCCGCCGGUUGCGGUUGAACUCGCUGAUGACUCGUCGUCCUCAACCUGUGGUGAGGGUGAGAAAAAGAAGAGUUCGACUUUUGCGUGGACACGGCCCGACAAAGAAGUGUUGGCUGCCUUUUUUGAGAAGUACCCCAUGUUUUAUGACUCCUGUUUGGAUGAGUUCAAGGACCCAAGUAUCAAAAGAGCCGUGGUGAAGCAGUUUGUGAAUGAGCAAUUUGAACACAAGGGCCGGCCCGCGCCAACCUACAAGCAAGUCAUGGGCUUUCUGAAAAAUUACAGGACCAGGUUUGUCAAGCUAAACAGCAAAAAGUCCACGCAGGCAGAUGAGCAGUUAACAGCGACGGAGCAGUGGAUUUUGGACAACUUUGCCUAUCUCCGCCCACAUAUCAAGAAGAGGCGUGGCAGACGAACACACCAGGCGUCCUCCAAAACACAAUCGCAAGCUCGGCCAGCGGCAAUCGCCUCAGACAGUGACGUGGACGACACCGUGCCGUCCACCAGCGCCGUGUGUGGCCGCAGGCGAGCGCAGGCGGGCAGCAGGCCGAGCGGCUGGGCCGGGCGAGACGUCGCCGCCGUCCCCGGCGACGCCCAUGAGCUGCUUUCACAGCUUUUGAGCAGAGCUGAUCAAGCAGCGCAGCGGAGAAUCGGACACAGCGCGGCCCUCCCGAGCCACGAGGCGGAAGUCAAGCGUUUCACCCAGUAUCUGAAGGCUCUCAUGAUGAACAUUCCGGAAGGCCAGACUUGAAGAGGACUCCAGCCAACAGAUCACGGCGACGUCCGUGCGAUAAGCCAAGGAGACGCUGGAGAGCCGAGUGGUUACCGCGUGAGAACACAAGAACUGGACGACCACUUGGAUCAACUCAUGCAAACCCUAAAUGGUGACAAGACCAAAAUUAAGCCCCCAAAUGAUGGCAAUUGGACCUGCUCCGAGUGCGGCGAAACUUUCGAACAGCGUUCCUGUCUUAAAAGCCACGCAUCAUGUCACGCCAGCGACAAGCCGCUCAGCUGCUGGUUUUACGCCCGCAUAUUCAAACAUCGCUCUGCGUUUGAGAGAUCCAUCGCAUCCACACAUGAGGGGAGAAAACUUUCAGCUGCUCUGCGGCAGUGCCUUCAGCCGCCACACCGGCCUAGACGACCACAUGAGGACUCGCCCGUGUGGAUACAUCCUGUUUCUCUGUCAAACUAAAAUAUAAAAAAAAAUCCUCAUGGUUUACGUUUCACGAGCCUGUUGCAAACACACAAUUCAAAACACCACUGAUUAACUAACAAAGAACACUACUCAAAGGUAUAGAUUCUUGAUCCUCUCCAGAAAUGACGACUGGUAAUAUACCUGCAGCUUACUGAGGACCGUCUCCAUGGACAUCUGUUUUCUGUAUGAACCUGCUGCCCCCUAGCAUGGAAGGAGCAGCAGUGUUCAAUGAAAUGAAGCAACAACAAAAAAAGUGGCAAAAACAAUUUCAUGACAUUCUAUUUAGUUACAGUACUUUAUUAAUCUAUGCUUUUAUAGAGCGCAAGAUAAUGAAGUGCUAUUUACAAUA
Hippocampus zosterae (dwarf seahorse) is the source of this 2474-nucleotide messenger RNA. Its product is annotated as trichohyalin-like. The record is from RefSeq and is a predicted model, not a curated record. The coding region runs from base 401 to 1681 and encodes 426 amino acids. Lineage: Eukaryota; Metazoa; Chordata; Actinopteri; Syngnathiformes; Syngnathidae. The transcript has 8 exons.